Molecule: messenger RNA, 1196 nt
Organism: Diabrotica virgifera virgifera (western corn rootworm)
Lineage: Eukaryota; Metazoa; Arthropoda; Insecta; Coleoptera; Chrysomelidae
Exons: 1
Coding region: 358-1179 (273 amino acids)
Source: RefSeq, a predicted model, not a curated record
UGUAAGUCCUGCCCUGUACAUAUUUUGAUGGUCUUGGAGUAUAUAAGUUAUACAGCGAAUUACAAAAAUAGUAAAAUAUUUUCUACAACAUUUUACGAAGGGUAACAAAAAUAAGGUAUUUACUUUUGGAAACCCCUUACUUGUAGUAACGAUAAUAAUUUUAUACAAAAAUAUGUAUAUGAAUAAAUAAAUUUUGCCUACAAACCAGUGAUGUUACUACAAAACAGAUGUCCUGUCAAAGUCACGUGACCAUUUCUUAUGGUAAACAAAAAGUUAGUCAAAAUUUCAGGUUACUAUAAAUAAAAAUUAAAAUUUUGCAAAAAUCCGGUAUAAAUCGUUAUUUUUGUCAAAAAUACAAUGUCCCGAGAAGUGGUAAAAAUGAAACAAGGCAUGUCUUAUUCAUGCAAAGAGAAAAUUAUAAUUCUUAACGUGUUUAAAUACUUCAGUAAAAUGCACCCAGAAAAAUGUGUUACUGAAAUUGUAAGGAGAACUUCUAAAGCAACAGGGUGCAGUGAGAAAAGUAUUUUCCAAUUUAGAAAGGAAGAAGAUAGUCCUCAGGGAUUUAAAGAACCAUCAAAAACCAAAGUAAGAAAGAACCUCAAUAUCAAUAGUAGAUUUUUAAAAUAUGAUAAGGAGGUAAGAGAAGCAAUUAAGGAAAUUAUUUACGAUUUGAAAUAUAGGAACAUAGUACCGAGUUUAAGUACUAUAUUGAAACAUGUUAAAUCCAACAGUAACCUACCAAAUUUUUCAUUAAUGACUCUAAGAAGGCUGCUUUUUGAUAUGGGCUUCUACUAUCAAAAGCAGAAGAAUACCAACAAAGCUAUUUUGGUUGAGAAAAAUAAAGAGAAUGCAGAAGAUCCAAAGACACAUAUACUUGAAACGAAGGAUGAAGUACAGUGUGUUAAACCAAAUGAACUUGAAAAAAUGACUGAUAAAUCGACCAACAUGCCUGAGGCAAUACCACAAAACCAUACAUAUAUGCCAAAUCCUAACCAUGGACAUGUGCCACUGUUGCAUUUCGGACAAAACGAAAACCACAUAAUGGAUGGGGUUCCUGUUGGCUUCCAGCACCAGAUGAUGCUGGAUCCUAGAAUACAUCAUCCUAUCCAUCCCAUUCCUCACAGCAUGGGUUUUUUGCAGUAUCCAUCUCAUCAUCAUAACAUGGUUACUCAGCAAUGACAGGUUAGUUUAUUUGU